AUGGGGAGGAAAAAAAUCCAGAUCUCACGCAUUCUCGACCAAAGGAACCGGCAGGUGACGUUCACCAAGCGGAAGUUUGGGCUGAUGAAGAAGGCCUACGAGCUGAGCGUGCUCUGUGACUGUGAGAUUGCCCUCAUCAUCUUCAAUAGCGCCAACCGCCUCUUUCAGUAUGCUAGCACAGACAUGGAUCGCGUGCUGCUGAAGUACACGGAGUACAGCGAGCCCCACGAGAGCCGCACCAACACGGACAUCCUCGAGACACUGAAGCGGAGGGGUGUGGGCCUUGAUGGGCCAGAGCUGGAGCAAGACGAGGGGUCUGAUGGGCCAGGAGAAAAGCUGCGGAGGCUGGCGGGUGACGGCGGCAAUCCAGCCCUGCCCCGACCCCGCCUUUACCCAGCAGCCCCAGCUAUGCCCAGCCCAGACAUGGUGUAUGGGGCCUUGCCCCCACCGGCCUGUGACCCCAAUGGACUCGGAGAGGCCCUGCCUGCCCAAAGCCACCCGUCCCCCUUCCGGCCAGCAGCACCCAAAGCUGGGCCUGCAGGCCUGGUGCAUCCUCUAUUCUCCCGGAGCCACCUCACCAGCAAGACACCACCCCCCCUGUACCUGGCAGCAGAGAGCCGUAGGCCAGACCUGCCUGGGGGCUUGGCUGGGGGCUGUGGAGGGCUGAGCACCUCGAGAGGCCUCUACAGCAGCCUGCAGAGCCCGUGCUCAGGUGUAGCCCCUGGACCCCCACUUGGUGGCUUUCCCUUCCUUCCAGCUGGUCCUCCAGAAUAUGGUCUGGGAGACCCCCCACCGCCCCCUGGCUUGCUGCAGCCCCCUGCCCUGGCCCCCUGGCAGCCCUCGAGAGGGGAUGGACCCACUGCCGCCACCACCCAGCCCAGCGCAGGACGCGGCCUGGGUGAGGAGGGCGCCCCCGCCCGCGGCGCCUCCCCGCCGAAUCUCCCAGUCAGCGUCAAGUCCGAGCGCGUCUCGCCGGCCCCCGGGGGCCCCGGCGACUUUCCCAAGACCUUCCCCUUCCCACUGCUCUUGGCCCGGCCCCUGGCAGAACCGCUACGACCCGGGCCCCCCCUGCGUCGGCUGCCCUCGGGGGACGGCUGGCCUCGGUAG
This is a messenger RNA of Orycteropus afer afer, 1107 nucleotides long. RefSeq names its product myocyte-specific enhancer factor 2B-like. NCBI's taxonomy places the organism in Eukaryota, Metazoa, Chordata, Mammalia, Tubulidentata, Orycteropodidae. The transcript is spliced from 8 exons. The coding region runs from base 1 to 1107 and encodes 368 amino acids. Gene Ontology annotation, molecular function: RNA polymerase II cis-regulatory region sequence-specific DNA binding; DNA-binding transcription factor activity, RNA polymerase II-specific; protein dimerization activity. Gene Ontology annotation, biological process: positive regulation of transcription by RNA polymerase II. The record is from RefSeq and is a predicted model, not a curated record.